Messenger RNA from Vigna umbellata (rice bean), 1712 nucleotides. RefSeq names its product DNA-directed RNA polymerase subunit beta (DUF616). NCBI's taxonomy places the organism in Eukaryota, Viridiplantae, Streptophyta, Magnoliopsida, Fabales, Fabaceae. The record is from RefSeq and is a predicted model, not a curated record.
GAACGGGACCUUGGAAGGGAAUCUGGGCAGUUCUUAGGUCGUUAAAUCUAUUCUGCAUUAUCAACCUCGUUCCCUGUUUCAAUUUCCCUCUUUCCCUCUCGCAACCGCGUCACGCCACGUCUUCCGUAAUGUUCCAGAACAAGAGUGUUUCGAUCUCCUUGUCGGAUGAGGAAUCCGACGAGCUGGGUCGGAUGCGGGUCCGCGCGCGACGGAAGCGCAAGAAACUCGGCAACAGAAGAUUGCUCCGGAAGCUAUUCGUCAGAUACUGGAUGCUGCUCGUCAUUGUUCCAGCUGCGGGAUUGUUCAUAUUCGAGGCCACCAGAAUUGGGCGAAGCUUGAAUGGUUUAAACACGAACAGCCGCAUAGAAACACGCACUCACAGAAUAGAUGGAUCUAGUCCCACAUUGCGGAAGGCCCCCACCAACUUGAAUCGCCUCGAUCCUACCACACAUGUUGUGGCUGGCAUCAGAGAGCGUUGCUUGAAGCUCCUACCUCCUGAAAAGCUUGAGCAGCUGGAUAUACCUGUGGAACAAGAAUCUUCUAGAAUUCCUGUUGGUGAAGUUUUAUACAUGUCAGAGAGUGAUAGGUCUUUUGUAGGUGCGAAUGUUACGUUGUCUCAAUUGCGUACAGAGGACACACGGUUUAAUUUAUUUACUGGAAAUCAAACAUUUGAGGAGAGAGAUAGAAGUUUUGAGGUGAAAGAAACUAUGACGGUACAUUGUGGGUUUUUCAGUGUGAAUGGUGGGUUUAAGAUAUCUGAUCAAGAUAAAAGUUACAUGCAAGGUUGCAAAGUCGUGGUAUCUACUUGUGCAUUUGGUGGUGGAGAUGAUCUCUAUCAGCCAAUUGGAAUGUCUGAGGCUUCGCUUAAGAAGGUUUGCUAUGUUGCAUUCUGGGAUGAAAUCACCGUCAAAGCGCAGGAGUUGGUGGAGCGUAGAAUCGGGGAAAAUGGCUUUAUUGGAAAUUGGCGUGUUGUUGUUGUUCGAGAUCUUCCUUUUGCCGAUCAAAGGUUGAAUGGUAAAAUUCCCAAGAUGUUAAGUCAUCGCCUUUUUCCUCAAGCUAAAUACUCAAUUUGGGUAGACUCUAAGUCCCAAUUCCGGAGAGACCCACUAGGUGUGUUGGAAACACUUCUUUGGCGCCCAAAAUCUUUGCUUGCCAUAUCAGAACAUGGAGCUCGCAGUAGUGUCUACGAUGAGGCUAAGGCUGUUGUCAAGAAGAACAAAGCCAAGCCAGAGGAAGUUGAAGUGCAACUGAAUCAAUACAGAAAAGAUGGCUUGCCAGAAGACAAGAGAUUUAAUGGGAAAAAAGCUCUAUGCGAAGCCUCUGUUAUCAUCAGGAAGCAUACACCCCUAACUAAUCUAUUGAUGUGCGUCUGGUUUAAUGAGGUGGUUCGCUUCACUUCUAGGGAUCAGCUCAGCUUCCCUUAUGUCCUGUGGAGGCUGAAAGCAUUCCAAAACAUCAAUACUUUUCCAGUUUGUACUCGCAAAGAUCUUGUCAAUAGUAUGGGCCAUGUCCGCAAGGCCAAACCUUUGCAAGGCUGAUUUAGUUAAAUUGGUUGAGAGCAAUGGCUACCUACAUUUAUCUAUUUCAUUCCUUAUUUCAGUAGUUUCUUUAGCCAAUCUGAAUCAGGUAUGUGUUGUUUUUCUAACUUCACCCCCUCUUCUCUCUAGUCAGUGAAUGAUUAUAAUUUGUAUUUAAUUGUUUAUUGUGAGCUC